Messenger RNA from Podospora pseudopauciseta, 1393 nucleotides. RefSeq lists its product as uncharacterized. NCBI's taxonomy places the organism in Eukaryota, Fungi, Ascomycota, Sordariomycetes, Sordariales, Podosporaceae. The record is from RefSeq and is a predicted model, not a curated record. The transcript is spliced from 3 exons. The coding region runs from base 838 to 1254 and encodes 138 amino acids.
GAAACAGUGAACCCCGCACGUUACCUUGCUGUCAGACUAAGGGACGGCGCGGCACGAAAACUAUGCCCGUUGUGUCUGAUACCUACCUUGUAGGGUCUUUCAUCACAGUCGAGGAUCAACUGCUGCAAAAAACGAAACAAAAGGCAAUCGGGGGCGACAGAAGACAAAGUCGUAUGCAAAAUAUUGAGACUCCCUGAGCUGAUGAAUGGGGGCCUGUUGCGGCUCUGUCAACCGUCGGCUCCCAAAUAGUCCAGCGCUGAUAUACGUGACAGCACAGUCGUACAAGUGUACCAAUCGGAUGAAAACCCCCCACUUAUGAGCAACAUGGUCUAGUGGGGGUUUGGACAACAACGCCCUACCAAACAUUCCUCCAGCUUGGGUUUGGUCAGUGCGAUGUUUCUCCUACCUGCAGGUUGCAGACUUCUUUCCUACCUUUGUGCGUGGGCGAGACCUGGUUCGCCACGACAAACCCCUACUCACCGUUCACCGAUCCUGGAAUAGCCUCAUUUCCGCAUGCACAUACCUUACCUAGCUCCUUCUCACAAGCAUUAGUCGAGCUCCUACCCAAACAAACCUCCCUUUUAUCAAUCCUUCACAAGAUCACAGGACAUCAUCACGCCAAGCCCGACGGCGACAGAGCUGCUCAACAGAAAUGCUCCCAUGAUCAAAAAGGGUCAACGGAGGUUGGAGGUGGCGAAAGCUCGUCUAUAAAAGCCACAACGUAUCCUCCAACAUUUCAGCCUGAAUCUUCUUCACCACCACCACAACUCACCUUCAUAUCGUUACUCAAUCUGAACAAAAAGUUCUGAACACCUCAGUUCUUUCUUCACCUCCAAAAUGAAGUUCACCAUCACCGCCGCCGCCCUCAGCCUCCUCGGCCUCGCCUCUGCCGCUCCCGCCGAGGUAGUCGCCAAGCAGGCCCACGGCGCGACCAGUGCCCAAGUCACCAACUUUUCCGUCACCUGCGGUUCCUCCUCCUGCUCCUACACCGCCCGCGCGGUGAUCCUCCCCGAGAACGUGGCCGUCACCUUCACCCACACCACCACCGGCUCCACCAUCCCGACCAACACCGGCUUCUUCACCAGCAGCGACCCCGCUGUCUUCUUCCGCAUCAACAAGGCACUCAGCGACUACCGCUUUGUGUUGAGCGACGCUCAUGUUGUUGGUUCGGCUGUCAACUUGGAUUAUUUCAGCCCUGGGUCGCAGUGGACUGCUAGCUCCUACAGCGGGCCUUCUUCUUUUACUCUUUCUUAAGCAGGGGUGGUGGUGUGUUUGGGGUGGGUCUGUGGAGGAGGGGGUGUGUGAAUGGAAAGAGGUGAAGGGUUCAAUGUCUCAAUUGGAAAGGGUGUGUGGACUUCAAAGUAGUUUCAUAGCCCGGAUAUGACAAAGAGAC